Molecule: messenger RNA, 1499 nt
Organism: Arachis duranensis
Lineage: Eukaryota; Viridiplantae; Streptophyta; Magnoliopsida; Fabales; Fabaceae
Product: probable UDP-3-O-acylglucosamine N-acyltransferase 2, mitochondrial
Exons: 11
Coding region: 245-1021 (258 amino acids)
Biological process (GO): lipid A biosynthetic process
Source: RefSeq, a predicted model, not a curated record
CUCAGCUGGUGAAAAUCACUUGCACUUCAAGGGAAGCCUCAGCCUGGAGGUGGCGAGUUCGGAAACUGCUUCUUCGGCGUCGUCCACGGUAUGCUCCUCGCCUCUGACCGUCCCUGACUCCCUGAAUCCUCGCCGUGGGUUUGAUUACGGUCGACCACAGUUGGACUAUGAACCAGUAAUUUGACUGGUUCAUGGACCGGUUUGGUUAUCGCAACCUUGCUUUUGAAUUACUGAAGACUUGGCCAUGGCUACAAGGAGGGUACUUGUCUUUGCUUCUCGUUCUGCCUUUGCUCGUCGUUUCUCGCUAGUUCCCGCUUCAGAUAGUGGUUGUGGAUUCCAGAAAUGGCAAAACGGGGGUGGCAUAUUCCACGAGUCAGCUUCUAUAGACUCCACAGCAGUUGUUGAGGUUGGCGCUGUAGUCCAUUCUGAAUCUGUCAUCGGUGCAAAUGUGCAUAUAGGCUCUGGAACUGUUGUUGGUCCUUCUGUUUCUAUUGCUCAUUCAACUAUAAUUGGGUUUAAUGUGGCCCUUAGUAAUUGCUGUAUAGGUGAUUUAUGUGUAAUUCACAGUGGAGUCUGCAUUGGUCAAGAUGGGUUUGGAUUUUAUGUGGAUGGUGAUGGUAAUAUGAUAAAGAAGCCUCAGAAGUUGAAUGUGGUAAUAGGGAACCAAGUGGAAAUUGGUGCUAAUACAUGCAUUGACCGUGGCAGCUGGAGAGAUACAGUUAUUGGGGACAAUUCAAAGAUAGAUAAUUUAGUUCAGAUUGGCCAUAAUGUAGUUAUUGGGAGGAAUUGUAUGCUUUGUGGGCAAGUUGGGAUUGCAGGUUCAGCAACCAUAGGAGAUUAUGUAACCAUGGGAGGAAGGGUAGCAGUGCGAGAUCAUGUAUCUAUUGUAUCUAAGGUUCGGCUUGCUGCAACAAGCUGUGUAACCAAGGACAUCAAAGAGCCUGGGGACUAUGGUGGCUUUCCAGCUGUUCCAGUUCACAAAUGGCGGAGACAAGUCGCCAGAAGUUCCCGACACCGGUGAAAAGGAAUACUUAUAUUCAGCAAACUGAUUUUUUAUAUGGAGUUAGCCAAGUGUAAGUACAUGGCUUAGGAAGCAACGUUAGUGCAGUAUUAUUCAAUAGAUUGUUCUCCAUUAGAGAAUUAUUUUAGGGAUUAUAUCCAAAUAUUGAAUCCAAUAUGUAUUGGCUAAAGUUUAGUUCAAUGGAUACCAACACGAGUACUUACUUCAAGGGCAAAAAAGAAUACAUAAAUACUGAAUUCAUUGUUGCUACCUAGUACCUACUGACUAUGCCCUCAAGAAAUUUAUACUAAAACCAAAACACACACUGUGAAGGAGAUGAGAUCAGCACCUUGCAAUUUUUGGGACCUACACUGACUUUGUACUUGUUUUCUUAGUCUGAAGUUUAAGCUUCCCAUCACUACCAUUUGGUAGAUCACCCAUUCACCUGCCGGGUUUAACCAAUGAAACUUGACAGAAGGGAAAUAAUGUUUUUUGUUUA